CCUACCCACGACUUUCGCCCUUCUCCAAAUUCCUCCUGCUGUGUGUCCUGCCAGAAACCAGACCUUCGCGGUCCGGCAGUGAAGAAGAGGCUCAACAUUCCCGUCGGCAAAACCAGCGAGAGAGACAUCGACAUACCACCGCCUCGAUCAUUCUCUUGCCUCUUCCGCAUCCAUUCACAUUCACCUCGAUCUGUCCCGUCCCGCCCGCCGCCUUGUUCCCUGUCUCGGGCACCUGCUUCACCGAUCCUCUCUCUCUACCUCUUUCUCGGCAUCACCACCACCACCACCACGACGCGCUCCAGGAGAGACAGCCGAGACAGACACCGCGCCAACACCCGCGACGAAUACGAUAAACCUACCGAUUGAUUCCAUUGCUCCCCAGUCAAUGUUCACCUGAACCAUUCAUCCCAUUUUCAAAGAAAUGGCAAUGCUAGCCCCCAAAACCGCUUUCGCGCCGCCCCUGGGCUCUGGUAACCCCAUGAUGCCCAACCUUUCGGCCGGCUCCGUGCCGCCCUCACGACGUGCCCCUUCCGUUCCCAACCAGACAACCGCUUACGCGAGCCCGACCGAGUCCGAGUUUUCCGAGAGCGACGGCCCCGACGCCGUCAAGAACUGGGACGAAGACAAGGUCUGCGAGUACCUCAGGAGCGCCAAGUGCGGCGAGUACGAAAAGCUCUUUCGCAAGAACCAUAUCAAUGGCGAGAAUCUCCUUGAGCUCGACAAGGAUGUCCUCAAGGAGAUGGGCAUCGACAAGGUCGGCGAUCGCGUCCGAUUGUUCCUCGGCAUUAAGAAGUUGAGGACCAAGGCCUAUGCCAACCAGAAGAAACGGAAUAGAGAUUCGUUUGGUGGUCUCGACCAGUUCACGCCCUCUUCCGGCGGCUCGCCCCGCCCUUCUGCCUCUGCCACCCGCCCCGCCCCCGCCCCUUCCAUGAACAAACGCUACUCGAGACAAUACGACACCAUACCCCUUGAGAGCACUUCUUCCCGUCCCAACUCGCCCCUCCCCGGAUCCGAUGCUAUCCGACCCCUGCGCACGCGGUAUGGCCAAAGCCCCGGCUACGUGAGUACCGCCGGGCAGUCCGUCCCCCAACCCGGCCGAUUGGUAACUUCCCAUACCAGGAAUAACUCCAGUAUGGAUGGUUCACUGAUGGCUGGCUUACCGCAGAAUCAGGAUGUCAUCCGCGUCAUUUCCACCGGUGGUGUCACUAAAGUUGUCAAGAUCGCCGACUGCAACACGUGUGAAGAAGUCAUGCGAGUCACCCUUAGAAAGUUUGCCUUGCGGGAGGAUCAUGAGCGGAAUUACUGUUUCUGGGUCCUGGCCGGCAUUGAGCCCGACCCCAAUCAGUGCCGUCGCCUCGGUGAUACUGAGCUCUGGCGUAUCAUCAAGGACCAGAAGCGCCCUGAGCGGAACCGCUUGAUUCUCCGCCGCGUCCCCGCCGGCGAGCCGGGCAUGCCCGAGCUCGAAAGAGCUGCGGGCAUCGCCAUCGAAGAGGCUCAGCAAAACCACAGCCGCGCCCUCGAGACCGUCGACAAGAGGAGCCAGAUGAAGGUCCAGAAGCUACUCGGCGAGAGAUGGAACGAUGAGCUUCAGCAUCCGCUUUCCCCCGUUUCCUUCCACGACCGGGAGCGCAACGUCUACAACACGGCCAAGGAACUCGAGCGUCCCGCCUCCAACGACGGCCCCAGAUCGAGCGGCGGGCCGCGUAGGAAUAAGGGCCUUCUGCGGUCGUUCGGCGGUCUGCGCCCUCCCAGUGAGCUCAUCGCCUCCGACCUCACUUCAUACUUCCCCGACCACCCCAGAGAGGAGAUUGACCGGACCGCGCGCUUGUCCAUGAGACGAUCGACUCGCUUGAGCAAGGUGAACAGCCGUCUGAGCGUGGCAAGCAACCUGAGCUUCGCGUCCAGCAUCCAAGACGCUCCGCCCAUUCCCACCAUCGCGGACAGCUGGCUUCAUGCUGGUAGCGCCCCCAAGGCUCGUUCUGGUCUACGUGUGGCCCAUUUCCGUGAUUCCGUCGCCUCUUCGGUACUUGGCACGUUGCAGGAGGAAUCGCCCGUGGAGCCGAACCGCAAGUCGUACGUGUCGUUUGCCGACAGCUCCGACGGCGCUAGUGCGGCCGCUCUGAGCGUUACCGACCCGGAAGGCAACAUCACUCGACGUAGUUAUUUUGAUGCCGACGGCUCCACCGGGUCGGGGUCUCUCAAGGAUCUUACGCAGGCACUGAACGAGGAUGGCGAGGAUGCCGACGAGGAGCUCGAGAGCUUUCUCGCGGGAGAGUCUUGGUCCGACGACAAGUGGAUGAAGGGAGCCAUGAUCGGCCAGGGCUCGUUUGGCUGCGUCUAUUUAGCACUGCACGCCGUCACCGGUGAGCUUUUGGCGGUCAAGCAGGUCGAGGCGCCGGCGCCAGGUGCCAACAGCCAGAACGAUGCGCGCAAGAAGAGCAUGAUUGAGGCCCUUAAGCGGGAAAUCAGUCUGCUUCGCGACCUCCGACACCCGAAUAUUGUUCAGUAUCUCGGUUGCAGCUCGUCGUCCGAGUACCUCAACAUUUUCCUCGAGUACGUCCCCGGUGGCUCGGUGCAAACCAUGCUCAACUCAUACGGUGCCCUGCCCGAGCCCCUCGUCCGCAGCUUCGUACGCCAGAUCCUCACGGGUCUAUCGUAUCUGCACGACCGCGAAAUCAUCCACAGAGACAUCAAGGGCGCCAACAUCCUUGUCGACAACAAGGGCACCAUCAAGAUUUCCGAUUUCGGGAUUUCCAAGAAGCUCGAGGCCACCAACAUACUCUCGGGGGCGAACAACAACAAGCACCGCCCUUCACUACAGGGGUCCGUGUUCUGGAUGGCCCCCGAAGUCGUCAAGCAGACUUCCUACACCCGCAAGGCCGACAUUUGGUCGUUGGGAUGCCUGGUCGUCGAGAUGAUGACGGGCACCCACCCUUACCCCGACUGCAGUCAGCUGCAAGCCAUCUUUAAGAUUGGCGGUGGCAAAGCCGCGCCCACGAUCCCGGAUCACGCAUCCGACGAAGCAAAGACAUUUCUUGCCCAGACGUUCGAGAUGGACCACAACCUGCGCCCAAGUGCGGACGAGUUGAUGCUCAGUCCCUUCCUGACUCCCAUCACAUGAUGCGGCGUCACGCAUCCGAUACCCCUUCGAUUCUUUCCGGGCUGUCGCUGCGCCAUUGGAGCGUAGCACGGUCCUUUUUGUACCUACCUAUUUCCCUGACGAACUUUUUUAACCCGUCGGUACUUGACCGGGCGGGCCUUAUAUACCGGAAAAAGGCAGACGAUUGUCUUUUGCACGUGCGAGCGGCCGCUGGAAGGACCCGACAAGGCAUGGACGUGGCUGGACUUCUCUCUUAUAUUACGCAUGGGCUGGCGAAAGGAAGAGAGGGUGCAGAAUCUUCUUUUUUUCUGUGGCAUUAUAACGGUGUCCUAGGGCAUGAAGAAAGAGUGUAUAGUAAUAUCUCGAUGAGAAACGACACCAAAGAUGGAGAAUAAUGAGCCUCGUGUUAGUCAAAGUCGGACGGUAUCUUGUCUCGUGCGAACUGUAAAAAAGAUUUGUG
Molecule: messenger RNA, 3560 nt
Organism: Colletotrichum destructivum
Lineage: Eukaryota; Fungi; Ascomycota; Sordariomycetes; Glomerellales; Glomerellaceae
Product: Putative serine/threonine-protein kinase, active
Exons: 2
Coding region: 422-3121 (899 amino acids)
Biological process (GO): protein phosphorylation; signal transduction
Molecular function (GO): ATP binding; protein kinase activity; protein binding
Source: RefSeq, a predicted model, not a curated record